Schistosoma spindalis is the source of this 1430-nucleotide messenger RNA. Lineage: Eukaryota; Metazoa; Platyhelminthes; Trematoda; Strigeidida; Schistosomatidae. The record is from the annotation of a GenBank genome assembly.
CGGGAAGAAGUAUAAAUUAGCAGUUUUUAUAACUUUGAGUACAUAUAACGCUCGCCUAAAGUUUUUCAGAACGUCGUCAUGAAUUGAAAUAUUCAAUACCUAAUUCCUCAAUCGUAAAUCAUAAUCUAUCCUUCACACCGGUUUAUAAUCCGCACCCCCAAGGUCAGUUAAGCGUCGCUCAAAGGUCGUCUUACCAUGAAUAGCUAUAGAGUAUUCACUUGAUAUCCCAACCUACUAGUGAUUCAUCAUGACAAUAGAAGACCCAGACCUUGAGGCUGGGAAAAAUAUUGAUGUUGACGAACUACUGGCGUCAUGUACGAUUUAUUCUUUGAUAAAUUAACUGACUAUAGUUGCGAUUGACUUACCGGAUGAACACACCGACCCUGAGAAGUUUCUACGCAAAGAGUUAUUAUCACUUAAGCAAAUGAGAAGAACCCUUACUGAUAUUGACCAUGAAGUUAAGAAGUGUGAACGUAAAGAAGAAAAAUCGAAAGCUAUGAAACCAAGAGAAAAAGCUAAAGAAGAAGCUAUGAAGCUUCUUAAAUCAGGAGCAAUAUCAAUUGAGAACAAAAAUGAGCGUCACACAUUUAAACGUAAACCUAAGGAAAGUGAAGAAGAUGAGGUCCCCGGACCUAACGUGAACUCAAAAGUGAAACAGACACUCUACCGCAAUUUUCUACCUGGUCCAAUACUAAACGCGUUGGGACCUGAGGAAAAAAGAGUAGACGUCUUAUCUAACUAUAAAGCGGCUACUUGUGAAGGUAACUGUACGGAUGCUUCUGAGACCUUACAAACUAAAAGAAAACAGCAGUUCAACCUCCUACUGGAUGACAAAAAUUUGGAUACGGAUCAAAUAUCGGAUGUUUCAGAUUCAUGCAGUGUCGAUCAGUUACAUUCUCCGAACCGAUCAGCGCACUCUACCUUAUAUGUUGGAUAUCAUAAUAUCACUGAAUCCUUUAUUCAUGAUGUUUUCAAGCCUCAUGGUACCGUUGUAAGGAUUAGGAUUGGUAAUCCCUCCAACCAUGCCUACGUUACAAUGGCUACGAAUCAAAUGGCCCAAAGUGCAUUGAAGCUGGAUCACCAAAUGGUAAACAAUCGUCUUUUGCGUGUAUCGUUUGCUCGGAGACCUUUCCACGCGAAACCUUUUUCACCUACAAAAUAUAGUCCAUAUCGGUCAUUUCGAAAACCAGCUUUCUGUAACUCGAAUGAGGAGCCUUCAAACAGAAUAUCAAGCGAACUUAAUCGAGAUUUAGUUACUUAUGAGGACUUGUAUUCUGAUAAAUAAACUGUACAAUUAUAUUUAAUAAACUGUUAAACAUAAAUUGAACUGUUAAUUCAUUUUUUGCAUAUGUGAAUGUAUUUUUUCUGUUCUCUCAAAAGUUCUUUCUAGUUCUAUUGUCAUUCAUAAUACAUGAAAAGGUUCUUUUAUA